AUGGUGGCCAUUGCAUUUGCAUACAUCACACUAACCGUCAGAAAAAGUGGGCCUGGCCUUACCUUCUUGUCAUUGCUUGCUCUAGACAUUGCCAGCCACUGGCUGCAAAUGUACAGUACUUUCUUGACGGGAAAGGCUAGUCAUAAAGAUGUAAAAGACAGCAGCAACUGGCUUUUCAGGGCAUACUAUGGAAAUAGGAUGUUUAUGGCUUACUGUUGUGUCUCAUGUGAGGUUCUUUACUUAAUCCUGUUUUAUCUUGCGGAGAAUCAAAGAGAGAAAUUGGUGGACGUUAUAUCAAGUAAUUUGCAAAAGACAUCGUUACUUUCUUUCCUACUGGGUACUACUUUAUUUGGAUGGGCAGUCAAGCAAAUUGUAAAUGUUAUACAGAUGAAAACAGCAGCAGAUGCGUGUGUGCUUUAUGAUAUUGACAAAAAACAUAAGAACUGA
Molecule: messenger RNA, 447 nt
Organism: Sphenostylis stenocarpa
Lineage: Eukaryota; Viridiplantae; Streptophyta; Magnoliopsida; Fabales; Fabaceae
Source: the annotation of a GenBank genome assembly